AUGGAGUACUGCAAGAGGCACUUCGAGGCGUCCACGAUCUCUGAGCCUUUGCCCUUUGCGUCUUUGGUCGCAGUCUAUUUGGGAUUGGUGGUGGCUGCCGUGCUCUUGGUCCGAGGCCAGUACAUCAAGAUGCAAAAAUUGCUGUUGGGGAUGGUGGCGGCCAUGAACUUGCGUUAUCUUGUCUUUGGUAUGAGCGUAGGCAUUGCUUGGAUCACAAACUUGGCGGACAUGGUGAACUACCUCUUCAUUAGCGACCAAACCAAUUGUGAACAGGUACCAACGCUAUCUCGCAUGCCGGAAAAGAGCUUGCUUCAGAUGUACACAUACCAUCCUGGCUGGGCUGCUGAUUUCUACCGUCACUUCACGGAGAGCGAAGUCUCCAAGCUAUGCCUGCAUGUGCACAUCAUCUUUCAGACUGUAGGCUUUGUGCUGUCCUUUUUCCACAUCUUCCUUACGCGCGGCAAGUUGCAACGUCGCCUUGGCCAAGUUUCCGCCCUAUGCGGUACCGUGGGUCUUACCAUGGCCGUGUUGGUAGGUUCGGAGGAUGGCAAGAGUGAAGCGUAUGGGGGCAUGUGGUCUGUCUAUGGUUGGUACUGGAUGGCCGGAAGCAACUUCUUCCUCUUGAGCAAGGGCGUGCUGGCUGUGAUGCGCAAAGACAUCAAGUCGCACAAGCGCUGGAUGACCCGAUACUAUGUCUCGAUGUGGUGCGACUUCUUGGUCUUUCGGUUGAUGCUGGUGGUGUUGACACCUUGCUUUACGCAGUGCAAGAGCUGCGCUUUGCUGAUCUGCAUCUGGCUGAGUCCCGCCAUCGGUUUGCUGCUGGGGCAGUUGGUCCUGAACUGCGGCUUCGUGGAGGCUGAACGGGGACCGUGGCGCCUGGAGUGCUGGAUACCGCAAGCUGAAGUGAGCUGCGGCGACAAUCUGCAGCAAACCGGAGAACCAGAGCCCAGCCUUCCCUCAAUGGGAGCUGUCGGCUUAGCGAUUGGCAGCACUUGGCAGCCUGACCCUUACAUUGCCGUCAUGGCCGUGGUUGAAUUUGAUGGAGCUCUAGAGUUGCGGGAUUGGAUCCCCGCAGCCGAUCGUGUCCCCGAGGAUUGCCUGAAGAAUCCUUUUCCACUUCCGGUGGAUCUGACAAGAAACUUCAGCGAUCAGGAUGGACUGAUGCUGGGUGGGGCCAACGCCAACCUUUCGGUGGAUGCCAAGCUCAGGGAAAUCUUAGGACCCGAUGCCAUGACGCCGCCACGUGCUGUGAAGGUGGACGUGGACCCGGCGGGCGAAACCUUGGUCUUGGGUGGGGAGGUGAAGUCUGAGCCCAUGGAGCCCAGCGCCGUCUUUGAGGCAGUUUCGGAGCUCCUUGAGGACUCAGUCCCGUGCUUGGUGCUGCUUUCGCUCCAUGGUGUUUGUGAGACCACCAAGGAACAAGACUAUGCAAUGAUUGCAUGGACGCCUGACGUAUCGCCUGUGAAGUUGAGGAUGCUCUGUGCUUCAUCUCGAAGAACCCUGCGAGAAGAGUUUACACAUCUGCACUUCAAAGAGUACAAUACGACGGAGCGACGGGAGGUCACCUGGGCGCAAUAUCAGGAGAGCACCCGCGCCCGCACGGAGCAGGAUCGCUUCGCGGCCAUGACCCAGGAUGAAAUCGAUCAGUUGGAAGUCAGGAAGCAGGUGGCUAAGGAACAAGCCAUGGCACCCAAGAAACUGGCAGGGCUCGCAGGGAUGCAGGUGAAGGUGAAUGAGACCUUUGAGUCAUCCAUGAAGAGAUUCCUGGACUCUGAAAUUCCGCUUGCCGUGGUGGCCAAAUUGGACCAGGAAGAGCUCUUUGCCGAAAUUCUGGAGCUCGGAGCAUCGCUGGGACCAUCUGUGCUCAAGGGCAAGUUGCCCACAGAGCCUUGCUUCGUGAUCAUGGCCGCCAAAGGCGACCAGCUGCUGUUCAUCACGUGGUUGCCGGAAGGGGCUGCAGUGCGACAGAAAAUGAAAACCUCCACUUUCAAGGCUUCGGUCUUGGAUCAGGUGAAAGGCUUCAGCGAUAAGGACUUGGUCAUGGCCGAAGUCUCAGAGGAUGACGAUUUGGAGGACUCUUUGGCGGACUCUCAGAAGGUGCCCGAAGCCGCCUGUCCCGUGGCGCCGGAGGCGGCGGCUUCCGCGCCGCCUCCGGGACCCAAGGGACCCAAGCCGCCAGCAGGUGCGGUCGCGCUGCCGGGCCUGAGCCCCACGAAGCCGGGGACCGCGCCCGCGCCUGCGCAAGGCUACUCCGAGUCACCUGUGGCGCCCAGCCGCGGUGAGGAGUCGGCGAAGACACCGCUGUUUGAGGAGCAGGAGACGGCCGGCAAGAUGGCCUUUGCGACUUCCCCACAGGCCUCGGCAGAGAUUUCCGAGACGCUGAGUCUAGCGGAGUUGCAAGACGCCUCGGUUUGGAAGGGAAGGAAUGUGAUCGCCACUGAACGGGAACGCUAUCUACCAGAGGACGUCUUCCAGUCCCUGUUCGGUAAGGGGAAAGAGGAGUUUGCCAAACUUCCCAAAUGGAAGCGGGACAAUGAGAAGAAGAAACAUGGACUUUUCUGA
Cladocopium goreaui is the source of this 2562-nucleotide messenger RNA. NCBI's taxonomy places the organism in Eukaryota, Dinophyceae, Suessiales, Symbiodiniaceae. The record is from the annotation of a GenBank genome assembly.